Penicillium maclennaniae is the source of this 1023-nucleotide messenger RNA. RefSeq lists its product as uncharacterized. Lineage: Eukaryota; Fungi; Ascomycota; Eurotiomycetes; Eurotiales; Aspergillaceae. The coding region runs from base 1 to 1023 and encodes 340 amino acids. The transcript is spliced from 3 exons. The record is from RefSeq and is a predicted model, not a curated record.
AUGUCAGCAAUCCACUGGCCCGGGGGCAUUCCCCGCGAGAUCAAACAUCAUCCCAAAGCAGAUCUAUCUCAAGACGAGCUCAGGGAAAAAGUCAAAGGCUGGCUACUUUUCGUCCAAGAAAGCUGGGUUCCACGCGACCGGGCCAAUACCAGCAACGACGACAAGGAUCGUUCCAAGAUCGCGCCUCGGGCAAUGAGCUUGAAUACCCCCCCUGAGGCGUUAGAACAUGUGUCCGAUGCACAGCAGCCUUGUGAAACGAGACAUAUUAUCUCCAUUGCACCCAUUGAUGAGUCGCAUCCCGUGAACCGAGCGCGAUGGAUCAAACUCGCGAUUCUGUUUUAUCGCUACGAUAUUGAAUCGGGACACUGUCUCCCCUUCGACAACGUCGUCCCCACAGCGGCGGUCCUGAAUCCAGAAACUACCAGUACUUGUUCAGUUGAAGAUUUCCUUCCCUGGUAUUGCCUUGAGAAUGCCUACUUUCCAGGUAUCCUAAUGGACCGCACUGGAACGGUAAUCUAUCGUCCUCAUGAACGAUACUUUUUGAUAGUUGAUGAGGAGGGAUUGAAGACCGGUCGUUUCGCAGUCGUCGAUUUUAACAGUGAUGGGACAAUCAAGAACUCGGUUCCUCUGCGUCCUUUCAAUAUGUAUCAUUUCGCAAACGAUCUCUUUUUACAUGGGAGAGCAGGUGUGCAAGAGAUACGUGAAAGACCAGGUGGUCACGGACAUCAGAACCGAUCUGGUGGAAAUAGAAUGGAUAUAGAUCUACCAAUUGUUGAUAUUCUUGUAUCAGUGGCUGAACCGAACGGUCCACCCGCUCCGCAUACGAUAUUCUGCGACCGUGAACAGUUCGAGAAAGACAUUGAAUUCUAUGCGCCUGGAUAUCUGGCCCUUGAAGCGGCUGGUAAAGGCGGGGAGUAUGAUUUCAGGCGCCUAACGGAGCCCGACGAUAUUCCUUUCGAUAGGAAGCCUGCAUAUCAGAGAAUGAUGGCGGAUCUCAUGGCUGGUGGGCGUCCCCCUUUCUGA